GCGCGACGCGGUCGGCCAACUGAAGGCCGCAGAUGCGCAAUUUUUUUCUAAAUUUCAGUCCGCACCAAAUUUUUGUAGCCUUAUAUCGAUUUACAAUUAUUUUUUAACACCUUUUUAAAACAGAUUAAGAUAAAUUUUUAGUGUUCAUAAUGGAGUUGAGCGCUGCGGAAGGCCAGCCCGCCCGUGCGGAUAGGCAGCACCGGUUGCGUUACAGAAACUCACGCGAGAGGGAGUGCAUCUCGGUGCACGUGGGGCAGGCGGGCGUGCAGAUGGGCGUGGCGUGCUGGCAGCUGUACUGCCUGGAGCACGGCAUCCGGCCCGAUGGCACGCUGCCCGCAGCCGACGCGGACGCCGGCGCCGACUCCUGCUUCAACACUUUCUUCUCGGAGGCGGACCGCGGCAAGAUGGUGCCGCGCGUAGUCAUGGUGGACCUGGAGGCUACGGUCAUAGACGAAGUUCGCACGGGAGAGUAUCGGCAGCUGUACCACCCCGAGCAGCUGAUCACGGGCAAGGAGGACGCGGCCAACAACUACGCGCGCGGUCACUAUUCCACCGGUCGCGACAUCCUCGAGCCCGUCAUGGAGCGUGUGCGCAAGCUAGCCGACCAGUGCACCGGUCUGCAGGGCUUCUUCGUGUUCCACUCAUUCGGCGGCGGAACGGGCUCGGGCUUCACGUCGCUGCUCAUGGAGAAGUUGUCAGACGAGUUCGGCAAGAAGAGUAAGCUGGAGUUUGCCAUCUACCCCGCGCCGCAGGUAUCGACGGCAGUAGUGGAGCCAUACAACGCGGUGCUGACAACGCACGCGACGGUGGCGCACUCGGACUGCGCUUUCAUGGUGGACAACGAAGCUAUCUACGACAUCUGCCGGCGACGCCUCUCCAUCGAACGCCCUUCCUACGCCAACCUAAACAGGCUCAUAUCUCAGGUGGUGUCGUCGAUCACGGCGUCGUUACGCUUCGACGGAGCUCUGAACGUAGACCUAACGGAGUUCCAGACCAAUCUGGUGCCUUACCCGCGCAUCCACUUCCCUUUGGCUGCAUAUGCGCCCGUGGUGUCAGCGGACAAGGCAUACCACGAAGGCAUGUCUGUAUCGGAGAUUACGGCCGAACUGUUCGAGCCGCAGAACCAGAUGGUGAAGUGCGACCCGCGCGAGGGCAAGUAUAUGGCGUGCUGCUUGCUGUACCGCGGCGACGUAGUGCCCAAAGACGUGAACGCGGCCAUCGCCAGCAUGAAGGGGCGCGCCGGCAUUCGCUUCGUCGACUGGUGCCCAACUGGAUUUAAGGUGGGCAUCAACUACCAGCCACCGUCGGUGGUGUGCGGCGGUGACCUGGCGCAGGUGAAACGCGCUGCGUCCAUGCUGAGCAACACGACAGCCAUCGCCGAGGCGUGGGGCAAACUCGACCACAAGUUUGACUUGAUGUACGCCAAGCGCGCUUUCGUUCACUGGUAUGUGGGCGAAGGUAUGGAAGAAGGGGAGUUCUCUGAGGCUCGCGAAGAUCUGGCGGCAUUGGAACGCGACUACGAUGAAGUUGCAGUCGAGAGCUCCGAACUGGAGACUGGCGACGACGAACUAUAACCCGCCGCCCUUGAUGCCCGCCCGCGCUCCGUACCCUUCACGCCACCGUUAACAGCGCCCAUCGCUCCGCACCCCGAACCCCGCGCCGCACCCCUCAUGGUACUGUCAACCCGCGCCCCUCGCUCCGCUCCACGCACCCUGCACCUAGCGCCCCGUGUCCCACGCCCCGCACGCACUUUACACCCCUCACGCGCCCCUCACAACGCACCGACAUCUACCAAACGUUGUCUUUGUAAACAAACAAACUUGCUUGCGUCGAACGGUGUAUGUUUAGAUUUUGUAAGUAACGUCUGCUGUAGACUAGAAGUUGUAGACACAUCGCCCUGUUUGGACGAGAGUAUGUUGAAUAUGAAAUGUGAAAUUUUUGACCAAGGAAUUAUUACUAUUAACAUCUCUCCAGUAGCCGCGCCUUUUUUCUAACAUAUAUCGGGAAUUUCGAAUAAACAAUACACAGAAAACUAGCAUGUGUAUGUGAUCGAAGAUCGGGUGAUUUGGGGAAGAAGUGUCUUAUGGCGACGAUGCUAGCGGCGGCGUGGCAGGGCGGUUGCGAGGAGCGUCGCCGCCCUCUCGGACGCCAGAAAACCGCGGCCGCAUUUUGUUAAUGUUGAGUAUGGCAGAACUACGGGAAAUUUAUUAAAGGUUCGAAAAUGUCCGCCGAAGGUACGACUCUCCCCGCGGCCGCGCACCGCUCGCUGUAGCUCCUCUGUUGCCGCCCCGUUUCGAGUUUUUUGAUAUCUCGACUUGUAUUAUUCAAUCUUCGCGGCGGGUUCGGAAUUAAAUUGAAAAGCGUUUGUUGUUUGUAAAUUAUCGGCGCCCCCCCAACCCCGCGCGGGCGUCUGUAACGUAAGAGUAAUUGUCAUGUGCCGUUUAGUUGUACGUCUGGUGAUGUUAAAGUUGUACGUUUUAUAAUAUAAAUAUAUACAUUUUGUUUGAAUUCA
Papilio polytes (common Mormon) is the source of this 2512-nucleotide messenger RNA. It is a transcript of the gene Tua3, whose product is annotated as tubulin alpha chain-like. NCBI's taxonomy places the organism in Eukaryota, Metazoa, Arthropoda, Insecta, Lepidoptera, Papilionidae. The transcript has 9 exons. Gene Ontology annotation, cellular component: microtubule; cytoplasm. Gene Ontology annotation, molecular function: GTP binding; structural constituent of cytoskeleton. The record is from RefSeq and is a predicted model, not a curated record. Gene Ontology annotation, biological process: mitotic cell cycle; microtubule cytoskeleton organization. The coding region runs from base 150 to 1574 and encodes 474 amino acids.